GUAUCACCUGACCAGGACUCUGGAGAGGCAAUGGCGGCGCCCACGUUGCGCUCAUGCUGUUCUGUAAGGCGUUGGGCUUUAACCUUUAUUGACGGCGGUUCUCGCCGCGGAAGACGGGCUCCGACUGGGUCCACGUCCAGCGGGAAAAGGGGACGGAGUUCUGUGGCUCAGCAGCCCCUCAUUACGACCCAGAAGGAGAGGAAAGGUGAACACAAAUGGCUAUCUGUGGUAGGUUUGGAAAUUCAUGCCCAGAUUUCUUCCAACUCUAAACUCUUCUCUGGAUCUCAAGUCCGCUUUGCAGCACCUCCAAAUUCCUUGGUAUCUUUUUUUGAUGCAUCUCUGCCUGGAACUUUGCCGGUUCUCAACAGGAGGUGUGUCGAGGCGGCAGUGAUGACAGGCCUGGCACUGAACUGCCACAUAAACAAGAAGUCCUUGUUUGACAGGAAGCACUACUUCUAUGCAGACCUCCCUGCAGGCUACCAAAUUACCCAGCAGAGGCUCCCAAUCGCAGUAAAUGGGAGCUUGGCAUACAGCAUCUGUGUGGAGAAAAAGCCGAGUCAGUUGAUCACCAAGACAGUGAGGAUCAAGCAGAUCCAGCUGGAGCAAGACAGUGGCAGAAGCCUCCAUGAUGACCUUCGGUCUCAGACACUCAUUGAUUUGAACAGGGCAGGAGUUGGCCUUCUGGAAGUGGUCCUGGAGCCAGACAUGUCGUGUGGAGAAGAGGCAGCAACAGCUGUCAGGGAGCUGCAGCUGAUACUUCAAGCCCUGGGGACCAGCCAGGCAAAUAUGGCAGAGGGCCAGUUGAGAGUGGAUGCCAAUGUAUCUGUGCAUCACCCUGGGGAGCCUUUGGGCGUUCGAACUGAAGUGAAGAAUCUCAACAGUGCCAGGUUCUUGGCCAAAGCAAUAGACUAUGAAAUUCAGAGGCAAAUCAAGGAACUUGAGAAUGGAGGUGAAAUUCUGAAUGAAACCCGCUCAUUUGAUGACAAGCUGGGGUGCACUGUCCCGAUGAGAGACAAAGAAGGAAAACAAGACUACAGGUUUAUGCCUGAACCCAACCUGCCUCCGCUGAUCCUCUACGACACGGCGUCUCUGCCUGCCGGCAUGGACCCGCAGCAAGUGAUCAAUAUUGACUGGAUUCGGGAGCAGCUGCCUGAGCUCCCCAGGGUGACAAGGGAGAAGCUCAGCCAGCAGUAUGGGAUGCUGCCAGAACACAGCUUCACCUUACUGAAUGAAGUUGGCCUACUGGAGUUCUUCCAAAAUGUGAUAAAAGAAACUAGGGCAGAGCCAAAAAAAGUGACUAACUGGGUCCUCAACACUUUCCUGGGCUUUUUAAAGCAGCAGAACCUUACUGUGAGUGAGAGCCCUGUCACGCCAUCGGCACUGGCUGAGCUUCUCAACCUGCUGGACAGGAAAGCAAUUUCUUCAGCCGCAGCUAAACAGGUGUUGCAGGAACUGUGGAGGAGUCAAGGGAAGACCCCAGCACAGAUUGUUUCAGAACGGAAGCUUGAACUGAUGCAGGAUCGAGAGGCCCUGGAACGGCUCUGCCAGGCCACAAUGGAAGGACAUCCUCAAGUGGUAAUGGAUGUGAAGAAGGGAAACCCCAAAGCUAUAAAUAAGCUGAUUGGGUUGGUCCGAAAAGCGACUCUCAGCCGAGCUGACCCAACCGAGGUAAAGGAGAUACUGGAGAAGCAGCUGUCACCAUGAGACGCUUCCCGCCCGGCCUCAGGGAGACCAACACGCGGGGACAGACCCGCAGCCUGGGGCCCCGACGCCCUGUGCCAUUUGCUGCCUUGGUGUCAAAAUGGUCCCCAUAAUCCCAAACUAAAUGACCCACUUCUAAAUACUAUUACCAUUCUAAAAGAAGUCCUUUAACAAAUAUUUCUGGGCAUGGCCUAUGGGCCAGGCAGGCAUUGUUCUAAGUGCUGGGAUUUGCAGCAAUCAAGAGAGUGAUGUGGAAGCCGCAGUUAAGCCUAAAAAUAGAUUGAGAUGAAAACGCAGCAAAAUAGAUGACGCGGCCCAAACAGCACUUGUUCAGGCCCCAUGAGUGGGGAAGGACAUCAGUCUUCUGUAUUAGAUUCACUCACCCCCUGAGUAAAAAGUGAUGCUGCCUGUUCAGUUCUGGGGAUCCCAGAAGGCACGGCCUGAGAACAGUUUUUUUUUACCUGGUAAAAAAGAUGACAGACAUUUUCAAAUAAAUUUAAUGAAUAAAAUAUAUACUGAAAUAUCACAUACAAAAUUAACUUACACUUCAAAGAUUGUGCAGUUGACAACUUCCCCCACCCCCAAUCCUCAGAUCAUAAAAAGGUUUUUAAAAAACUAUAAUAUUAAGUUGAUUUGUUUUGCCUGGAAAGAAUGAUUAUAAAUUAGUACAUCAACUUGACCUUUAACAGUAACUGUGGUGUAGUUAACAGUAGUGGCACACAGGCUGGGCUGCCUUCACACCAUUCUCCUGACAGUAACACUAGUUCCUUCACCCGGAAGCGCCCCUUUGUUCACUGUAUGCUCCUGUUACCUCUGACUCAGUAUGCUCAAAGACCCGUUUUGCAAAUGCUGAUUUUUAAAAGUACAUGUCCAACUGUGACAUAAGUAAAAGAACAAAAUCCUUGGAGGCCCUGAUUAUACCAAGUUCAUGAGCCUACUUAGACGUGUACAAGCACUUCCACCAUGAAUGGAGCCCCAGAACACCAGACUGGCCCCCACCAGUACAGCAGUGAGUGGGUCCUGGGUCACAGUGCCUCCCUCCCGAGGUCCCUAUGAGCAGCGACAGAGAUGUGCCUCUGACUCAGCCAAAACAAGCAGAAAGGAAACCACUUGGGUGGUUUAUUUCAGACAAGCAUGAAGAGAGGAUGUUUCUAAAAAGUACUUUUUAAAAGAGUGACUUAGAGUUUAAGUGAAUAUGUUACGUCACCCAGAUAGCCAUGUGCCCCCAAUGCAUUCUGUUGCCGGACUGAAAACUACUGGGCCCAAGAGUAAAAUCUUUUCUCCUUCAACAGAAAAAGAGUCCGUUCUCUCUCCUUGCUCCAAAGGUCUCUGAAUUACAAAUGGACAAAGGCAGUUUGAGAUUAGAUCUGGCAGGAUCAUUAUUUUCUAAGAAAUAAUAUGGUUCAGUUUUGUCUUACAAACUCCAUUUUCACCAAAAGUCUGACUUCUUGGUCAUCAAACUUUAUAGAAAGCACUGGAGGAUCUUUCCAGACCUUUUCAAUCAAGAGCUUACUUACAUGGUGAUGGGAGGUCGGGGAAGCCUGAUGACAGUUCACCAAGACUUGUCAAGUGCAAACUAUUACAGGCUGAUGGUUUCCAGAGGAAAAUACCCUUGUUAAAACACUGGGUCUUUACAAUGCCAACCGUCACCCAGCUCUGAGAAUUGCCCAUGUCUUGAAUGCCCACUUCUGAAACAUUGAAGAUCAGACUGUUAUCACUGUUAUAAAAGCUAAUAAAAAGCACAGCUAUCUUACUUGGGACCUGACUAGAUAUUCAAAAGGUAUGUUUACAUAUAUAUAUAUAAGAGCCUAACAAAUUCACAAAGUAUGGCUUUGCUCGUCAGUGGGCUUCAAGUACAGUUUUAUAUUUUUGCAUGCAUGUGAAUAUGACCUGGUCUUUGUUUGCUAUUCAGGGGGAAAUCUCAUUAAAAUGUAUGAGUUGGUGCUAUAGGUGAAGCCAUUGCCAUCUGUUGUCCCACACACACCUGUAGGCUGGGAAUGGAAUGUGCGGGAAAACUGGCCCUUCCCCAGGCUGGCCUGAAUGAGCUCUACCCGGUCAGACCCAAACCAUGUGCUUAGUGGCUUCAGGAAGUUGGCUGGCUGGUUCAUUCUGGUGAAGGGUGGGUAUGUCAGCCUCAGCACUCUGCACAGAGUAAGUUAUUUAGUAAAAGUUCAUUACAUUUAUAAAACAAAAGUAAUGGGCAGCCUUCUGUGAGCCCCUUUGUAAGAGGUGUUGGUGCUGCCAACUACUAAGCUUUAAAUUCUGGGUAUCUGGGUCUAGGAGGGAGCUUCUUGGCUCUGUCCAGUUUUAUGCACCAAGGUGAAUCUGUAUUCCUAUCUUUCAAGCUCUGGAUGGCCCAGGAAAACAAACCCUGAUCAUUAUUGACAGCAGGUUAAGGGUGUUUUAGCUGAGCUCCCACCUCUUUCUUGUAAUUACUGCUAAUCUGGAAAGCGGCUAUUAAAUUUUUGAAUUGGUUGGGUAAUUCAAUACAUAGCUUAUGGCCGUGACCCACACAAUUUGUAUUUUUCAUUUCUCUUGAACUAGCUGCAUCAUUUCAAGGAUUCCACAUAAUGACUAUCUGAAAACAAGUCAAAAUGAAACACCAGGUCUACCUGAAAGGCCAUGUUUUUAUACCCAUUACCAAAAGCGUAUGGAAGUGGCUGCCAUGCUUCUUCAGCAUAUUUUAGACAAAUGUUCCGUGGAUUAUCUGCGACUGGAGCUGACCCUAGGGUGUGGGAUGGAAGGCAUCUGAUGGAAAUUCCCUCUUCCAGGGCAAAAAAAA
Manis javanica (Malayan pangolin) is the source of this 4483-nucleotide messenger RNA. It is a transcript of the gene GATB, whose product is annotated as glutamyl-tRNA amidotransferase subunit B. Gene Ontology annotation, cellular component: mitochondrion; glutamyl-tRNA(Gln) amidotransferase complex. Gene Ontology annotation, biological process: mitochondrial translation; glutaminyl-tRNAGln biosynthesis via transamidation. The record is from RefSeq and is a predicted model, not a curated record. Gene Ontology annotation, molecular function: glutaminyl-tRNA synthase (glutamine-hydrolyzing) activity. Lineage: Eukaryota; Metazoa; Chordata; Mammalia; Pholidota; Manidae.